Messenger RNA from Babesia microti strain RI, 1056 nucleotides. RefSeq names its product DnaJ protein, putative. The record is from RefSeq and is a predicted model, not a curated record. Gene Ontology annotation, molecular function: misfolded protein binding; protein-folding chaperone binding. Gene Ontology annotation, cellular component: endoplasmic reticulum. The transcript has 5 exons. The coding region runs from base 1 to 1056 and encodes 351 amino acids. NCBI's taxonomy places the organism in Eukaryota, Apicomplexa, Aconoidasida, Piroplasmida, Babesiidae.
AUGGAGGAGUUUGUCAUACAGACAGUGGUGUUUACGCCCAUCGCUCAGUACCUUAUCAAACCCCACAGACCGUGGAAUAGAAUUUACCGACACCUAGGUACAUUCAUCUCCUUCACCUUUGUUUUAGUAAUAUCCACUUAUUUUACGUUGAAAAGUAUAUCCCAGCCCAACUUGUUUAAGAUACUAAAUGCCAAGCCAUGGUACAACAAUCUGCAGAUAAGGCAAUGCUAUCUCAAGGCUUCCCUCAAACUACAUCCGGAUCGUAACAAAGCAGAAGAUGCUAUGGGACAAUUUGAGGCAAUGCAACGUAGUUAUGAAAUAUUACGUUAUGUAGAACAGCGAAGGAUGUACAAUAGAUAUGGUGAUAUAAUAUAUGAUUUCUACAUAAAAAUGAAUGAGGAACCACUUGAUAAAUUUAGAGUCUAUGAAAAACUUCCCUUUGGCGAUAUAAUUUAUGUGAGUAUUAUCCAAUGCAUAAUAUCACUCCUGUUUGCAUACAUUUACACACUUGGCAACAAAACUACCAAUUCAAGAAAUAUCGCAUUGAUGUACUCUAUUUUAAUGUGUGCUUUGGAAUUUUACUUGAGAUUUGACAAGGAUUCUGACAGUUUCAUGGCCAAUGUACCAUUGAUUUGCAACUGCACAACUUACGAAAAGAUACUGCUCUCGCGGCGUAGUUCCUCUAUGGUCCUAAACGUACUAGUUAUUAUACAAGAGUCUAAAACUGAUUUUGAUCUCAGAUGUUUUGCCUUUAAGAGACUAGAAAGAUACCUUAAUUUAGUAGACCGAUUGGAUCAGAUUAUAUAUGAAAAAUAUCGCAAUUUACACGGUGUAAAUCCACCCUGGGCCAGUGUAAUAUAUCCAAUAGAAAAAGAUGACCAGCCCUGGGCCGUAAAUGACGAUGUAUCACUCAAGUGGCGUGAAGCACUGAUAAAAUACUAUAAUGACAGCGAUAUUGUAAAACAUGUUGGAGUACCAAGUUGGUCUAAGAAAAAGGGGAGUUUGCUACGGGAAUUGCUUAAUAAAUUAGACGUAAAUAAGGAUAUUAAGAAUUGA